Sparassis crispa is the source of this 852-nucleotide messenger RNA. RefSeq lists its product as hypothetical. The record is from RefSeq and is a predicted model, not a curated record. Lineage: Eukaryota; Fungi; Basidiomycota; Agaricomycetes; Polyporales; Sparassidaceae. The coding region runs from base 1 to 852 and encodes 283 amino acids. The transcript has 5 exons.
AUGGGCUGCCCCGCCAUGUCUGCUGUCGUUGUGCUGUCGUUCAAAUCCCAUCCUGCACGUGCAACAGGUUCAGAACUCAACCUUGAACUUGCCUUGAACCACGCAAGCAACCACGCAUCCACUGCAAUGUCUGUUGCUGCUCCGCAAAUCCCUGUACCUGCAGGUAUCGCUCGGGCUGAAAAUACCGGUGUCAUUGAUAGUCCACCCCAGCCACAUAAUCCUCCUACUCCCAAGGAUGUCGCUCUGGCAGUUCUGUUCGAGCAUGAUACCCUCGCGGCCUAUCGUAGUCGGACACUUACUCAGGACAAGUUCAUCAACGUCGUCCAGUACAAGAAUGCUGUCGUUGCGGCUGCCACUGAGAAUCCAGCAGGCCCCAACAACGCCCAGCCGCCGUGGUUUGCUCAGGCCAUGGCGACCGCUCUCCAGCCAUUGGAAGUCAGAAUGACAGCAUUCGGCAAUGAGCUCCAGACUGUCAAGGCGAACAUUGUUGAAAUGAAAGCUGACAUCGCCACGAUCAAGGUCGACCUGAAGGACGUGAAGGACCGUCAAGCACACAUGCAGAGAGCCGUAGCUUUGAUGCACAAUCGAACUGUGGGGCCGGGUAAUGCCACUCCGUUCCUUGAGGUCCCAUGGGCGAAUGGCACAUUCCCCUGGGGAUAUAUCCACCAUAAUAAUCCUCUUCCGCAACUGACUUCAGCCGAUGUAGUGCAUGCCCUAGGUCGGCGUGAGUCUCGCAGGUAUUUUGAGGGAUAUUACCCUGGCCAGGAAGUCCCCGAUGACCUCCCUGCUCGUGGGGCCGCCAUACUGGCAGCCAUUGGCUGUGCCCAGGAACAUGCAGAUCCUCCAGCAUGA